Protobothrops mucrosquamatus (brown spotted pit viper) is the source of this 1333-nucleotide messenger RNA. It is a transcript of the gene CRIP1, whose product is annotated as cysteine rich protein 1. Gene Ontology annotation, molecular function: zinc ion binding. The transcript is spliced from 5 exons. The coding region runs from base 86 to 319 and encodes 77 amino acids. Gene Ontology annotation, biological process: regulation of gene expression; intrinsic apoptotic signaling pathway in response to DNA damage. NCBI's taxonomy places the organism in Eukaryota, Metazoa, Chordata, Lepidosauria, Squamata, Viperidae. The record is from RefSeq and is a predicted model, not a curated record.
GCCGCAGGCAGUAAAGCGAGAUCUUUUCUGCCGGAAGCCUCGCUGCCUCGUUGCAGUGCGGACUGAUUGCGCCUUCGGCGACGCCAUGCCCAAGUGCCCUCGUUGUCAGAAGGAGGUCUAUUUCGCUGAAAAAGUCACCUCCCUUGGGAAAGAUUGGCACCGGCCAUGUUUGAAGUGUGAAAAAUGCAAGAAGACUUUAAAUGCAGGUGGCCAUGCAGAGCAUGAUGGGAAACCUUAUUGCAACUACCCCUGCUAUGCUGCACUGUUUGGACCCAAAGGGUUUGGCCGUGGAGGUGCUGAAAGCUACACUUUCAAUUAAAACUUGGAGUGGAAGGAUGAAUUUUGCUGAUUCCAGGUGGAGUUCAUAAGAAGUAUAACCACAAUGUGUUUUCCCUAGAAGUGAAUAUAAUGGUGACUUCAAAGGAGGGGGGAUGAUAAUUGAAUGGGGGUUUCCUCUUUAACAUCAGUUGAGAAAUAUAAUCAUGUAGAAACUAGGAAAUAAUAGCAUUGGGGGCAUCAUAGAAAAGCACGGAAGUUAAAAAAAAAUCAAAGCCUGAUUUAGAUCUUUUCUUUUAUUAUUUUUCUAACUUACAAAUAAAAUCUUAAAUCAAAAGAGACUUGCAGAGUUUCAAUGAAUCAGAAAAUGGACAUAAAAAUCUGGGAAACAUUUACUGAUGUUCGUUAAGAAAGAAUUUCAGAAUUAAGAAUUUAAAUUCUUUAAGAAAGAAUAUCCAAAAAUGUCUUCAGAAUUAUUUUUAGUGAACUCAUGUGAAAUGAACAUAUUUUUAGUGAACUCAUGUGAAAUGAACAUUUUUUUAGUGAACUCAUGUGAAAUGAACGCUUAUUGCAUCCAGUGAAACUUGCAUUUUGAAUUUAUAAAUUUGCAAUUCAGACUGAAAUCCAUUGGGAAGCAAUUGUUUGAUUGUAUAAUCAGCAACCAAGUACAUAAUCUGCAGAGCAUAGAUGUAUAUUUGUGUUAAAGCAUUCCGAGAGAGGCUGGUUGUUCAUUUUUACUCAGCACUAGCAAGCUGUUUAAUUUACUGUACAAUAUAUAUAUAUUGCAGUGGGUAUAAUUUGCAGUAGAAAACAAGUGAGGAUAAUAUAUUGUUUACCUGACUCUCCCUUACCUUCUUUAGCUCCUUUUCCUCGAUAUAUUUUUCCAUACUUAUAUUUAGGCAAGUCUAGGCCUCUAGUAAGGUUAAUAUGGGUUUGACUCUAUAUUGAAGCUGAAAAGUGUAUGGCAGUAGCAAGGCCCCCACCCAAAAUGGCCCCAAAUACGCAGUAAUGUAACUAUGUUUUAAGAAAUAAAGUAUAUGGUAUAAGAAGUCUAUUA